GCACCUCUGAAGGGGACAAGAAGACUGAGAAGAGCCCAACAGAUGACAAGAACAAGAAGCCACAGCCAGGGAUUCGUGGUGGCUAUCUGCAGUCUCACUAUUUUGUGGCACUUUAUCGCUUCAAAGCCCUCGAGAAAGACGACCUGGAUUUCCCUCCAGGGGAGAAGAUCACCGUGGUCGAUGACUCCAAUGAGGAAUGGUGGCGGGGGAAGAUCGGUGAAAAAAUUGGCUACUUUCCUCCAAACUUCAUCAUCCGGGUGCGGGCAGGCGAGCGGGUGCACAAGGUGACACGCUCCUUCGUGGGCAACCGGGAGAUCGGGCAGAUCACGCUCAAAAAGGAUCAG
Molecule: messenger RNA, 344 nt
Organism: Apaloderma vittatum (bar-tailed trogon)
Lineage: Eukaryota; Metazoa; Chordata; Aves; Trogoniformes; Trogonidae
Gene: STAC3
Product: SH3 and cysteine rich domain 3
Exons: 4
Biological process (GO): positive regulation of voltage-gated calcium channel activity; skeletal muscle contraction; positive regulation of protein localization to plasma membrane
Cellular component (GO): extrinsic component of cytoplasmic side of plasma membrane
Molecular function (GO): protein binding
Source: RefSeq, a predicted model, not a curated record